AUGUUGCGUAAAAAUAUAGAACAAUGGUCAACACCACCCUUUAUAGAUCCAGAUAUUUUAUCCCACACAAUUAAUGAAUAUGUUAAAAAAGGUCAACAACAACGUGCUAGUUUUGCAUAUUGUUAUUCAAAAACAACUAUACAAUCCAAAUUUUAUUUAAUGAUAAUAGUAAUCGAUGAAUUAGAAACUGUUAUGCGUCAUCAUCGUUCAACAUUAAUUAAUUUAGAAGAUAAAUUAUCAAAAUUACAUAAAGAAAAACCACAUAUCUAUACGACUUUAUUACUUGAUACUAUUGAACAACGUCGACAAGCAAUGAAACAACGAUUUUUUCGAAUACGUGAAUAUAAAUUGAAGACUUUUUUCGACGAGGCUCCGACGGUGGCCAACAACAACAUCUUAUAA
Molecule: messenger RNA, 402 nt
Organism: Didymodactylos carnosus
Lineage: Eukaryota; Metazoa; Rotifera; Eurotatoria; Philodinida; Philodinidae
Source: the annotation of a GenBank genome assembly